AUGGGGCGCCAUAGCGAGUGUGGUCGGUGGUACCGGUACAAGACGGCGACGAACGCGGUCGUUGCAUGGCUCAAGCGCUCGUCGGUUGGCAAGGCCAAGAAGGCCAAGGCGAGCGCGGGUGAGUGGACGACGCCGAUGAUCUGGGCGGCGGCCGUCAAGAUCGCGGACAAGGCGAUGCCGGUCCCAGCGAGCAUCAUGCGCCAGCUCACGCGUAGCAUCCGCCUCCGGUGGCUCUCGAGCCAAGCGGUUUCAGAGCCGGACGAGGGCCACGUGCACUUCCUCGACCUCCUUCGCGCGAUCAAGGCCAAGCUCGAGCCGUUGGUCGAGGCCCGCCAGCCGUCGCCUGCAGCGCCCGUCGUCGACGCCACGAACCUCUCCAACACGUUUGACGCGCUCUCUGUCGAUGAUGACGACGACGAUACCGACGCGCCCGACAUGCCGGCGUUUGACGUCGCAGCGUUCGUCCCGCCCGUCGAGCCGACGCGGGCCGAGGCGUCGCGCGCCAAGCUCCUCGCGCGCAUCGACGCCGAAAAGUUCCGCGCGUGGUGCUUUGUCUCGGACAUGGAUGAGCUCAUGGGCGAGGUCAAGGCCGUGUGGCGCGACUUCAAGCAGGGCAAAACGACGCUGGUCGCGGCGACCGCAGUCACCAACGCCUGUGUCAAGCUCGUCGGCACCCUCUCGAGCGAGCUCCAGGUCGAGCACCCGUAUCUCAAGACAUUGGACGAGAUCGCUGUGCUUCUUGGCGACCACGGCAUGCUCGAGCCGAUCACGCUCCAGUACAACGUGCCGCUGGAGCGCAUGGUCGAGGUCAUUGUGCUCUCGCGCUGA
Messenger RNA from Saprolegnia diclina VS20, 828 nucleotides. RefSeq lists its product as hypothetical. Bases 1 to 828 code for a protein of 275 amino acids. NCBI's taxonomy places the organism in Eukaryota, Oomycota, Saprolegniomycetes, Saprolegniales, Saprolegniaceae. The transcript has a single exon. The record is from RefSeq and is a predicted model, not a curated record.